Gopherus flavomarginatus (Mexican gopher tortoise) is the source of this 2979-nucleotide messenger RNA. RefSeq names its product zinc finger protein 707-like. Lineage: Eukaryota; Metazoa; Chordata; Testudines; Testudinidae. The coding region runs from base 105 to 1847 and encodes 580 amino acids. The record is from RefSeq and is a predicted model, not a curated record. The transcript has 11 exons. Gene Ontology annotation, biological process: regulation of DNA-templated transcription.
GUUAAAGAAGCACUCCCCAGGCUCCCUCUGCCUGUGUGACUGGCCAGCAGGAGAUGGUGUUAACUUUCUAGCCACUUCUCACACUCUGUGAGACAGGCUGCAGAAUGACGUCCAUGUUUUGCUCCAGCUCAUCCCAGCCUGGCGUGGGACAGGGAAGAGAAAUGGCUGCAGUGGAGUCAGUCCAGGGGCCGGUGACCUUCAAGGAGAUGGCUAUGUAUUUCACCAGGGAAGAGUGGGCUCUGCUGGACCCCGCUCAGAGAGCCCUCUACUGGGAUGUCAUGCAGGAGAACUAUGAGACGGUGGUCUUGCUGGGCCAGAGAAUAACAUCCAUGUUUCGCUGCAGAUCAUCUCGUCCUCCCAGGGGCAAGGAAAUGGCUGCAAUGGAGCUGGCUCAGGGGCCGGUGACCUUCGAGGAGGUGGCUGUGUAUUUCUCCAGGGAAGAGGGGACUCUGCUGGACCCCACUCAGAGAGCCCUCUACAGAGAUGUCAUGCAGGGGAACUAUGAGACGGUGGUCUUGCUGGGCCAGAGAAUAACAUCCAUGUUUCGCUGCAGAUCAUCUCGUCCUCCCAGGGGCAAGGAAAUGGCUGCAAUGGAGCUGGCUCAGGGGCCGGUGACCUUCGAGGAGGUGGCUGUGUAUUUCUCCAGGGAAGAGGGGACUCUGCUGGACCCCACUCAGAGAGCCCUCUACAGAGAUGUCAUGCAGGGGAACUAUGAGACGGUGGUCUUGCUGGGCCAGAGAAUAACAUCCAUGUUUCGCUGCAGAUCAUCUCGUCCUCCCAGGGGCAAGGAAAUGGCUGCAAUGGAGCUGGCUCAGGGGCCGGUGACCUUCGAGGAGGUGGCUAUGUAUUUCUCCAGGGAAGAGGGGACUCUGCUUGACCCCACUCAGAGAGCCUUCUACAGAGAUGUCAUGCAGGGGAACUAUGAGACGGUGGUCUUGCUGGAGUUUCUGGUUUUCCAACGUGAUGUGAUCUCCCAGCUGGAACAAGGGGAAGAGCACUGGGUCCCAGAGCUCCAGGGUUCAGAGGAAAGAGAGAUCCUGAGAUCUCCCCGCACAGAUGCGGAAACAUUAAACCAACUCAGAAUCUCAGGUGAUGCAAUGGCAUGUGAGAAAGAGGAGCAGAAUUCUCAGAAGGAAAAUGUUGAGCAAGUGGAUAAACACAGAGCAUUAUUGCAAAGAUCGAAAAGGAAUGUGUCCAGGAGUAAUGAGCAAGGAAACUCCUUUGAGAUUCAGCACAGACCAGAAAGAGAGCAGGGAAACCAGCCAGGGGAGAUAUUGGAUAAAUGUAUUUCCUGUUGGGGAACUCAGAAGGUCCUCAUGGAAACCACAACACAACAGGAAAUCCUUAGGCGAAAGAGAAAAAAUACAUGCACUGAGUGUGAGAAAAACUUCACUCACAGAUCAAGCCUUUCUGUUCAUCUGAGAAUCCACACAGGGGAGAGGCCCUAUGAAUGCAGUGAGUGUAGGAAAAGCUUCACUCUCACAGAUCAGCCCUUUCUGUGCAUCAGAGAAUCCACACAGAUGAGAGGCCCUAUGAAUGCCGUGAGUGUGGGAAGACCUUCAAUCACAGCUCAAACCUUAUUGCCCAUCAAAGAAUUCACACAGGGGAGAGGCCGUAUAAAUGCUGUGAGUGUGGAAAAUGCUUUAUUAAGAGUUCAGCCCUUUCUGAGCAUCAGAGAGUCCACACAGGGGAGAGGCCCUAUGAAUGCAGUGAGUGCGGGAAAACCUUUUCUUGGCACUCAGCCCAUGUUAGCCAUCAGAGAAUCUGCAAAGGAGAUCAACAUUGUAAAAAUCUCUAGGGCUAUCAAGACUCUCUUUUCUUUAAUACUUUUCCUGAUUCCCACAUAGUAACUUUUAAAGCUCUUUGAACUGUUUGCAGCACCGUUAUCCCUCAGCUUGUCCAGAUGAGUGGCCCAUUUUUGCCUUUUGCAGUUCGCCCUCUUUUGAGGUGGACCUAUUUGUCCUUUCUAUUGUCCCACAAGUAAUUUGAGUGUGCCCUUCCUAUGAGGAACCAGGGAGCGUCACAUUUAUACCAUUCCUCCUAUUGCAAAGUUAUUGUUAGAGUCACCAGUGAUAGAGAUUGUAUCAUUGACAGUUGUUCUCACGUUGCUUUGGGUUGUGCUGAAGAGCAGUUAUAUUGGGAAUUUUUCAAAUUAGAUGUAAAUGAAGAGGAGCUGGGGCAGGAAAAAAGUAUAAUUUCAGCUUCCGUGACACUGGAAGGAGAUGGGGUGACUCAAAGAUUCCCUCCUUCCCCUUCACUGCAGAACUGUUAUCUUUUGCCUGAGCCAUGCAGAGUUUAUGUUCAUCACAUUCUAUCCAUCCACUUCUCAAAGUGUCAUGUGAUGAAGCAUUCUCUGUUGUCCGUGCUUGCAGAUGAUGUUUUUACUACUUUAAUCCUAUAUAAGAGUCGCUGUGACUGGAGAUGAAAGUGUCAAAGUCCUGGGAGGGGAAUUCAAAUGGAUCCCAAAUAGAGUGUGAUCAUUUAGAGUUUAAAUCUCAGGUUCCAUUUAUUGUAAAGCCAUUUCUGGCAAGAGGGGUGUUUUUCCCUCAUGGGGAUGCUAGGAUACUAAAAAAUUUCGUAAAUAACAUAACUGACUAUGGAGACAGGGAUGAGGGAAGCAGGUUUGAAUGGAUCAGAGGACAAUGUGGUGGGAGAAUCUCUUGUCCCGGUUCUGAAUAAUCAGAUGUAACCUGCUCUGGAAUUUCACUUGACGCUUUCUUUGUAAUGUAUUCUCUCUCUGUGAUGUGGGUUUCUAUCUUUCCUGAAGGCUGUGUUUGGUCACCCAGUUGGAUAUUAGUUCAGUUUGAUAGGAUGUAGCUCAAAUUUAUUGAAGAAUUUAAGACAAUGACCCUUUGCUAAAGUCCUCAUUUAUGAUUUCAGUUUUGCUUUUUCCCCAUCCCUGCAUGAUGACAUAGAGAAAGUUGAAGUGCAGUUCUAUCAACAGGAGAGAACUCUCUAAUUUACUGGACAGGCUAACAA